Molecule: messenger RNA, 2529 nt
Organism: Ochotona princeps (American pika)
Lineage: Eukaryota; Metazoa; Chordata; Mammalia; Lagomorpha; Ochotonidae
Gene: AVPR1A
Product: arginine vasopressin receptor 1A
Exons: 2
Coding region: 1121-2389 (422 amino acids)
Biological process (GO): regulation of systemic arterial blood pressure by vasopressin; G protein-coupled receptor signaling pathway; positive regulation of vasoconstriction
Cellular component (GO): membrane
Molecular function (GO): vasopressin receptor activity; peptide binding
Source: RefSeq, a predicted model, not a curated record
CACACCCGAGCGCAGGAGCCUGGCGGACUUUUCCCAGCCUGAGACAGCACCGCCUAACUUGCCGCUGUCUGCGCCUCAUCUGUCCGCUAGAAGAGAUUCCCCACGUUCAACAGUAAUCAAAAUACUCCACGGGCUACCAUAGCCGAAUCCUCAAGCUUUCCUAAAGAAAACCCUAGGAAAUAUGGUCAAAAGAGAAAUCACAAAGUCUCCGGCCACAUAGAGAAACUGGAAAACCAAGAGGUGUUUCUUGUCCCCGUUGUCCCAUAGGCGCCCAGCAGCAGCAGCUGUUGGGGCCACAGGGACCGAGCCCGUGCGUGGGCGACCUAAGCAAAGGCUAGCAGCCAAAUCACGCAGCUCCUACCACGAAAGACGAGUCGGGGGAGAUGUGGGGCUACCAGUGAUGCAAGUCCCUGAGCAAAGCUGUCCCCAGGGAUAAGAUAAAAUUCACUGGCUGAGCCGGGAGGCACUUGCCCCCGUUGGGAGGAGGAGCAGGAGGGCUCCAAGUCCAGUGCAGGUGCGCAGGGGGUGCGGACCUUAGCUUUCUAAGUUUUCUGUUUACAACGCGGGUUGAAUUCGAGUGCAAGGUUAAUGGGGCUAAGGAGAGAGGUUUGAGGACCAGUUCAGUGGGUCAGAGAGGGAACGCACGCCCAAUUUUCCAAGACUAGGAAAGCGCCACGACUCUGCCUCUGACGCCCUGGGAUCAGCGAGUCUUCCAGUUCCACCUCUGCAGCCCUGAAGCAAGAAGGACAAGCCACCCACGUAGGGGAAGGGGCGGGAGCCACCAGCGAGGAGCAGGGACUUGGACUCCCGACAGUUGUCAGCCACUAGGACGAUCAGCAGCGCCUCCCCAGGAAACGGACCCCACAUUAGCAACUCAAUUCGCAGCCGGGUUUGGAGCGCACCACUUGAGCUUUCUCCGGAGCUGGAGCAGUGCGUGAGUGGCUCUCCAGACCGAGACCUUGCUGGCUCUGCAGGAGGGGCUCUGGAAGUGGAGACGCUGAGCACCGAUCCUCAAACCCUGCGGAAAGCGCACUAGAGGCCGGGAGCCCAAGUUCUUGGCGGUAAGGUGGCAGCUCCUCACGGGAGUCCGGCCGUCUAAGAAAAGCCUAGCAGGCACCGCAUGGAUAGUAUGCGGUUUUCUGGAGGCUCCCACUUGGAACCCGCAGGUAACUUCAGCCCCUGGUGGCCCUUGGGCGCCAGCGGUGCAAACAGCAGCCACGAGGCCGGAGAGCCCGGGAGAGGAGGCGAGCCACAGGCGGACUUGCGCAACGAGGAGCUGGCCAAGCUGGAGAUCGCGGUGCUGGCCGUGACUUUCGUGGUGGCCGUGCUGGGCAACACCAGUGUGCUGCUGGCACUGCACCGCACGCCACGCAAGACGUCCCGCAUGCACCUUUUCAUUCGGCACCUCAGCCUUGCCGACCUGGCCGUCGCCUUCUUCCAGGUGCUGCCGCAGUUGUGUUGGGACAUCACCUACCGCUUCCGUGGCCCGGACUGGCUGUGCCGCGUAGUGAAGCACCUGCAGGUGUUCGGGAUGUUCGCGUCAGCCUACAUGCUGGUGGUCAUGACCGCCGACCGCUACAUCGCGGUGUGCCACCCGCUCAAGACGCUGCAGCAGCCGGCGCGCCGCUCACGCCUCAUGAUUGCCGCCUCCUGGGUGCUGAGCUUGGUGCUCAGCACACCCCAGUACUUCAUCUUCUCCAUGAUCGAGGUGAACAAUGUCACCAAGGCCCAGGACUGCUGGGCCACCUUCAUCCAGCCCUGGGGCUCCCGCGCCUACGUGACCUGGAUGACUAGCGGCAUCUUCGUGGCACCCGUGGUCAUCUUAGGUACCUGCUACGGCUUCAUCUGUUACCACAUCUGGAGCAACGUCCGCGGAAAGACCGCGUCGCGCCAGAGCAAGGGUUCCGAGCGCGCGCCGGCCGGCGCCUUCCACAAAGGGCUCCUGCUCACUCCCUGUGUCAGCAGCGUGAAGAGCAUCUCGCGCGCCAAGAUCCGCACGGUGAAGAUGACAUUUGUGAUCGUGACGGCGUACAUCGUUUGCUGGGCGCCUUUCUUCAUCAUCCAGAUGUGGUCAGUGUGGGAUGAGAAUUUCAACUGGACCGAUUCAGAAAACCCUUCCAUCACCAUCACUGCCCUACUGGCUUCUUUGAAUAGUUGCUGCAACCCUUGGAUAUACAUGUUUUUUAGUGGCCAUCUUCUGCAAGACUGUGUCCAAAGCUUCCCGUGCUGCCAAAAUAUAAAGCAAAACUUCAACAAAGAAGACACUGACAGCAUGAGCAGAAGACAUACUUCUUAUUCUAAUAACCGAAGCCCUACUAAUAGUACAGGUACAUGGAAGGACUCACCCAAGUCUUCCAAGUCCAUCAAGUUCAUUCCUGCUUCCACCUGAGCUCCAAUUUCAGGCAGUCUGACUCUUGUAAUUGACUGCUUGGGCUAUUUCUAGCUUGGAAAACAUGAGAACAAAUGAACGUUUACAAGAUGAGCAGACAUCAACUCAUUGAGUACAAGACUAUCUACAGUUGCAUUUUC